AUGGAACACCCGAACCAGACUUCAGUGACAUUUUUCAUUAUAAAAGGUAUUUCAGAUGUUCCGAAGCUACAGGGACCAAUCUUCUGUCUUGUUCUCAUUAUCUAUAUCAUUAGCAUAGCUGGUAACAUGACCAUCGUUAUACUUGUCUGCCUGGAUCCCCAUUUGCAAACUCCAAUGUACUUCUUCCUAUGUAACUUGUCCCUCAUGGACAUGUCUACCAUCACCGCUACUCUACAUAAGGUUUUUGUUAUCUUCAUUACAGGGAACAAUAAGGUGACCAUUGCAGGCUGUAUGACACAGCUCUACCUAUUUCUGUCCUUCACCGGUGAUGAGUUGUCUAUAUUAACAGCCAUGAGUUAUGAUCGCUAUGUGGCCAUCUGUAACCCUUUACGGUAUCAAGCUCUUAUGAACCCUAAAAUCUGCAUUAUAAUGGCCACUAUUUGCUGGUUGUAUGGCUUUCUUCAAGCUAUACCUUAUCUUUAUUUCAUAUCAAGCUUCUCUUGCUACAGAUCCAACAAAAUCAAUCAUUUCUUCUGCGACGUUGUGCCUCUGAUGCAAAUCACGUGCAGUGAUACCUCUGUAUUAGAACUAUAUAUACUUACCGGAUCAAAUAUUUUAGCUGGUUUAACACCCUCCCUUUUAACCUGCAUACCAUAUAUUUUUAUUAUUUCCACCAUACUUAAAAUUAGUUCCAGCACAGGGCGCCGUAAAACGUUCUACACCUGCUCCUCACAUAUCACAGUUGUGGUUCUUCUCUACGUGACUCUUUUUUGUCAAUAUAUUCGACCAGUCUCAAUGGACAACUUAAACUCAAAAAAGCUUUUAUCCCUCAUUAACACAGCUGCAGUUCCUAUAUUAAAUCCACUGAUAUACAGUUUAAAAAAUAAAGAUGUAAAAUCAGCAUUGGGACAAUGGGUAAAGUCUUGUAAAGUAUAA
Molecule: messenger RNA, 936 nt
Organism: Bombina bombina (fire-bellied toad)
Lineage: Eukaryota; Metazoa; Chordata; Amphibia; Anura; Bombinatoridae
Product: olfactory receptor 5V1-like
Exons: 1
Coding region: 1-936 (311 amino acids)
Biological process (GO): G protein-coupled receptor signaling pathway
Cellular component (GO): membrane
Molecular function (GO): olfactory receptor activity; G protein-coupled receptor activity
Source: RefSeq, a predicted model, not a curated record